Haliotis rubra (blacklip abalone) is the source of this 1275-nucleotide messenger RNA. Its product is annotated as histidine-rich glycoprotein-like. The record is from RefSeq and is a predicted model, not a curated record. NCBI's taxonomy places the organism in Eukaryota, Metazoa, Mollusca, Gastropoda, Lepetellida, Haliotidae. Bases 1 to 1275 code for a protein of 424 amino acids. The transcript has a single exon.
AUGUUGAAGGAUGCUAUGUCGGGCACAAGAUCACUGAAGUUUCAGUGGCGUGGUCAUCACAAUGGUCAUUACAAUGGUCAUCACAACAGUCAUCACAAUGGUAAUUGCAAUGAUCAUCAUAAUGGUCAUCACAAUGGCCAUCACAAUGGUCAUUACAAUGGUCAUCACAUUGGUCAUCACAAUGGUCAUCACAAUGAUCAUCAUAAUGGUAGUCACAAUGGUCAUCACAAUGGUCAUCACAAUGAUCAUCAUAAUGGUCAUGUCAAUGAUCAUCACAUUGGUCAUCACAAUGGUCAUGACAAUGGUAAUUACAAUGGUCAUUACAAUGGUCAUCACAAUGGUAAUUACAAUGGUCAUCACAAUGAUCAUCAUAAUGGUAGUCACAAUGGUCAUCACAAUGGUCAUGACAAUGGUAAUUACAAUGGUCAUUACAAUUUUCAUCACAAUGGUAAUUACAAUGGUCAUCACAUACGUCAUCAAAAUGGUCAUCAAAAUGGUAAUUACAAUGGUCAUGACAAUGGUCAUCACAUUGGUAAUCACAAUGGUCAUGACAAUGGUAAUUACAAUGGUCAUUACAGUGGUCAUCACAAUGGUAAUUACAAUGGUCAUCACAAUGAUCAUCACAAUGGUCAUCACAUUCGUCAUCAAAAUGGUCAUCACAAUGGUCAUCACAAUGGUAGUCACAAUGAUCAUCAAAAUGGUCAUCAAAAUGGUCAUCAAAAUGAUCAUCACAAUGGUAGUCACAAUGGUCAUCACAAUGGUCAUCACAACGGUCAUCACAAUGGUCAUCACAACGGUCAUUACAAUGGUCAUCACAACGGUCAUUACAAUGGUCAUCACAACGGUCAUCACAAUGGUCAUCACAACGGUCAUCACAAUGGUCAUGACAAUGGUCAUCACAACGGUCAUCACAAUGGUCAUCACAAUGAUCAUCAAAAUGGUCAUCAAAAUGGUCAUCAAAAUGAUCAUCAAAAUGGUCAUCACAAUGGUAGUCACAAUGGUCAUCACUAUGGUCAUCACAACGGUCAUCACAAUGGUCAUCACAACGGUCAUUACAAUGGUCAUCACAACGGUCAUUACAAUGGUCAUCACAACGGUCAUCACAAUGGUCAUCACAAUGGUCAUCACAAUGGUCAUGACAAUGGUCAUCACAACGGUCAUCACAAUGGUCAUCACAAUGGUCAUCACAAUCAUCAUCAAAGCCGAUAUCAACGACCAUCAUUAACUUCUGAGCAUCAUUAUUCUGGGAAGGUAUGCAUAUGCACGCCGAGAUAA